AGUCUGGUGGGUGUGGUGAAAGGUGUGGCUUAUGUCACUAUAUCGAUUGAUUUAAAGAAACAUGUUUUUUCAUAUACCUCUGGAGCAUGAAAUCUUACUGCAUCCUCGCUACUUUGGCCCAAAUUUAUUAGAAACAGUAAAAAAGAAACUGUUCACUGAAGUGGAGGGGACCUGUACUGGAAAACAUGGUUUUGUGAUAGCUGUGACAACUAUCGACAAUAUUGGUCUUGGUAUGCUGCAGACAGGAAGAGGGGUAGCGCUCUACCCAGUCAAGUACAAAGCGAUUGUUUUCAGACCUUUUAAAGGGGAAGUCCUGGACGCACUAGUUAUUCAAGUUAAUAAAUUAGGGCUCUUCACCCAGAUUGGGCCACUAACCUGCUUUAUUUCAAGACACUCGAUACCGCCCGAGAUGGAAUUUGAUCCCAACUCAACCCCUCAUUGUUACAGAACAUCAGAAUCAGAUGUCCUGAUUCAGGAGGGGAAUUAUUUAAGAGUACGGAUAGUUGGUACAAGAGUUGACGCUAAUGAUAUUUUUGCUGUAGGAUCACUUAUGGAGGAUUAUUUAGGAUUAAUCAGUUAGAGGGUGUUCCAGUCCAUUGGACUUGUAACAUUAAUACAUGCACAUCAUAUCCAUAUUACUCUCCACUCUUGUAUGUCCUUCACAAUGUGUCACAGAUAAUAAUUCAUUUAAUUGAA
Molecule: messenger RNA, 696 nt
Organism: Amphimedon queenslandica
Lineage: Eukaryota; Metazoa; Porifera; Demospongiae; Haplosclerida; Niphatidae
Product: DNA-directed RNA polymerase II subunit RPB7-like
Exons: 7
Coding region: 62-580 (172 amino acids)
Biological process (GO): nuclear-transcribed mRNA catabolic process; DNA-templated transcription; transcription initiation at RNA polymerase II promoter
Cellular component (GO): P-body; RNA polymerase II, core complex
Molecular function (GO): single-stranded DNA binding; translation initiation factor binding; single-stranded RNA binding
Source: RefSeq, a predicted model, not a curated record